This is a messenger RNA of Bombina bombina (fire-bellied toad), 2525 nucleotides long. It is a transcript of the gene KHSRP, whose product is annotated as KH-type splicing regulatory protein. Bases 83 to 2197 code for a protein of 704 amino acids. NCBI's taxonomy places the organism in Eukaryota, Metazoa, Chordata, Amphibia, Anura, Bombinatoridae. Gene Ontology annotation, molecular function: mRNA binding. Gene Ontology annotation, biological process: regulation of DNA-templated transcription. Gene Ontology annotation, cellular component: nucleus; cytoplasm. The transcript has 21 exons. The record is from RefSeq and is a predicted model, not a curated record.
CAGCCUUCCUCCCAUUUUUGCCCAGUGUGCUUUGCGUGUCGCGGCCUUGUUCGCGCCUUUAGCCCGCGGAGCCGCUGCCGCCAUGUCCGACUAUCCCGGAGCGCAGACCGGGAACCGUAAGGACGCUUUUGCUGACGCCGUACAGAGGGCUCGACAGAUAGCGGCAAAAAUUGGAGGUGAAACUACUGCUGGAGUUAAUAACACCCCUGAGUUCAACUUCAGUGGCCAGAAGAGGCAACUUGAGGAUGGAGACCAACCAGAAUGCAAGAAACUGGCAACACAAAGUGAACCAAUUGCACCACCACUUGCCCCAGUUCAUCCUCCUAGAUCAACUUGUACAGAGGAGUACAGAGUGCCAGAUGGGAUGGUGGGACUCAUUAUUGGCCGUGGUGGGGAGCAAAUAAACAAAAUACAGCAGGAUUCUGGUUGUAAAGUACAAAUUUCCCCAGAUAGUGGAGGAAUGCCAGAAAGGAUUGUUUCUUUGACUGGAUCACCCGAUGCUGUGCAGAAAGCAAAGAUGAUGUUAGAUGACAUUGUUUCUAGAGGGCGUGGGGGACCUCCUGGUCAGUUUCAUGACAAUUCAAAUGGUCAGAAUGGAUCUUUACAAGAAAUAAUGAUCCCAGCAGGCAAAGCUGGUUUAAUUAUUGGUAAAGGAGGAGAGACUAUCAAACAGUUACAAGAACGAGCUGGUGUAAAAAUGAUCCUGAUACAAGAUGGCUCUCAGGGAGGGAACGUUGAUAAGCCUCUACGUAUUGUGGGGGAGCCUUUUAAAGUGCAGCAAGCCUGUGAGAUGGUGAUGGAUCUCCUCAGAGAGCGAGACCAGGGAAGUUUUGGAGAGAGAAAUGAUUAUGGCAUGAGAGGAGGCGGUGGAGGAGGUGGCGGUGAAAGAGGUGGUGGUGGCGGUGAAAGAGGAGGAGGCGGUGGUGGUGGAGGCGGAGGAAUAGACGUCCCAGUCCCACGACAUUCAGUUGGGGUAGUAAUUGGACGAAAUGGGGAAAUGAUAAAGAAGAUUCAAAGUGAUGCAGGUGUCAGGAUACAGUUUAAACAAGAUGAUGGGACAGGGCCUGACAAAAUUGCUCAUAUAAUGGGAUCGCCAGACAGGUGUGACCAUGCAGCACGUAUAAUAAGUGAACUUUUACAGAGUUUGCGGCAGGGUGGUCCGCCUGGACCUCCUGGCCCUGGCAUGCCACCAGGAGGCAGAGGAAGGGGACGAGGGCAAGGACCAUGGGGCCCACCUGGUGGUGAAAUGACCUUCUCUAUCCCUACUCACAAAUGUGGCCUAGUGAUUGGGAGAGGUGGAGAAAAUGUGAAGGCAAUAAACCAACAGACUGGGGCUUUUGUGGAGAUUUCACGGCAGCCUCCUCCCAACGGGGACCCAAAUUUCAAACUGUUUAUUAUCCGGGGCAACCCUCAACAAAUUGAUCAUGCCAAACAGCUGAUUGAAGAGAAAAUUGAGGGUCCUCUAUGUCCUAUUGGCCCAGGUCCUCCUGGUCCAGGUCCAGCUGGCCCCAUGGGUCCUUUCAAUCCCGGACCAUACCCUCCUGGCCCCCCAGGGGCACCAACACACCCAGGCCCCCCACCUCCACCACCACCUCAUCAAUAUCCUCCACAGGGGUGGGGCAGCACAUACCCACAAUGGGGACAGCCUCCAACUCAACAUGACCCCACAAAACCUCCAGCCCCCACAGAUCCCAGUGCUGCUUGGGCUGCAUAUUACUCACACUACUACCAGCAGCCCCCGGCUCCUGUCCCAGGACAACCGCCUGCUGUCCCUGUACCCCCACCCCAGGGAGAACCUCCUCAACAGCCUCCACCUGCCAGCCAGCCUGAUUACACAAAGGCAUGGGAGGAAUACUACAAAAAGAUGGAUCUUCAGGAGGGAACAAGAGGACCUCUCGGAUGUGGGACUGAUCAUGCUGUCGUUCAGCUUGCAGGGCAAACAACUCCACAGCCUGCAGGGCAGCCAGAUUAUACAAAAGCAUGGGAAGAAUAUUACAAGAAACAAGCUCAAGUAGCAACCCCAGGAGCUCCUGCAACUGCUGCAGCAGCAGCACCAACUGCUCCACCCACAGCACAGCCGGAUUACAGUGCAGCAUGGGCGGAAUAUUACAGACAGCAGGCAGCAUACUAUGGACAAGCACCAGGAGCUCCACCAACACAGCCCCCGCCGGCACAGCCAGGACCACAGGCCCAGUGAAUGUUAUAUACCCCCUCACUCAUUACCAGUCUGUUAAAGAGGGCCUCUGCUGCUGAUGUCAUUGAGGGGGAGAAGCCGUUUUGAAGAGUCGUCUGGUCGUUUUUUGUUUUUAUUUUUUUUAAGGACCUUUUCUUCCUCUCCCCUUCCCAGUUUUCAUGUAUUAAAAACAAAAAAGCAGCCAAGUGGUGCCUGUUCCAUCAGCUACAGGUUUAGAAAUUUUAGGACUAAUCUCAGAUCAUCCAAAUGCCCCCUCCCCAACAAACACACGGUUUUAUCCGCUGCAACUUUCAGUGAGGAACUUUAUUUUAUUUUUAUUUUUUUUAAGUAA